AACCAUAGUGCAUGAGGCAACGUUUCCAUUCGGACUCAUUUACCGGAGGGACUGAAGUCCGUUUUGAAAAGCAGUAUAACCAAAAUAAAAACAGUUGUUUGCGUUCCGUCUGUUACAUUUUAUCUAUUAAAACAUAUUCGUGUAGAGCAUGGCUGAUCCAGGUCCAAACAAGGACAACGUCAGAGCUGGAUGCAAAAGAUGCGGAUAUCCGGGCCAUCUUACAUUUGAAUGUCGCAAUUUUGUUCGUGUGGACCCGAGGAAGGACAUUGUUUUGGAUGUGAGCAGCACCAGCACAGAAGAGAGUGAAGAAGAGGAACAGGAAGCUGUCAGUAAAGAAAAGAUCUUCGGUAGCAGCCAUUCAAAAGGUACUCAUGAGGAUUCUAAAAAGGAAAAGCAUAAAAAGAAAAGUAAGGACAGAUCCCAUCAGAAGGCCAAAAAAAGGUCCCAUUCGUCAAGUGAUGAGGAUGAGGAAGUGAGCAAGAAGAAGAAAAAGCACAAGAGUCACAAGAAGAAAGGGAAAAAAGAGAAGAGAGAGAAAGAGAAGAAACACAAGAAGAAGCAUAAAAAGAAAGAUACAGAGUCAUCCUCAACAGACAGCUCGAGUGAAUCAAACACUGACUGAAAACUGAAUGAGUUCAUUUAUUUGACCCUUUGACUGGACCACAUAACCUUUGCAAAGCAAGAAACUGGAGAUUUUUACUUAAAUUCUUCUGUAAUCUUUCGAGUUCGUACAUGCUUAGAAAUGUUUGUACCUGCUGUACCAAAACUAGGUGAAGUUGUAAAUUCUUUUGUUUUUACUUUUAAUAAAAUGUGUUUUUCUUUA
Molecule: messenger RNA, 823 nt
Organism: Misgurnus anguillicaudatus (oriental weatherfish)
Lineage: Eukaryota; Metazoa; Chordata; Actinopteri; Cypriniformes; Cobitidae
Gene: srek1ip1
Product: SREK1-interacting protein 1
Molecular function (GO): zinc ion binding; nucleic acid binding
Source: RefSeq, a predicted model, not a curated record